AUGUGUGGAUCUCCUUCCACCUCACCAUUACACACCUUCACACCACACCAUUGUUGGUAUGGUCUCCACGUUGCAACACCAGAAGAAAAAAAAAUAGAGAGAAGCAAGGGAUGGAGAAUGGCGUUUAGCGGUUGUGGCUUACGCCAUGCCUCGCCACGUGGCUCCAAGUUAGCACACACCAAAGGUGUGCUGGUGUGCACGUUGUGGACCUAUGCCACCUCACCACCAUGCAUUGGCAGAUGUGCCAAGAUGAAUGUCGUUAUGCGGAAAGAUGCUCUGCUUCCUUCCAUGACUCCCAAAGAGUUACCAACAAUGGAGGAAGAAGGGCUUGCAUCGCCACUUCUGAGUCAUCAUGUGAAUCAAGAAUCACAAAAGAGAGCUCGAUCAUAUUCAUACACUAAAGAUGAGAUAUUGACAGAAUUUAAGAAGCAGUUAUACUUAGCAGGGCCUUUGAUGACAAUAAAUCUAUUGAUUUGUGGGUUAUCGAUGAUUUCCGUCAUGUUUGUGGGUCACCUUGGUGAGCUUGCUCUCUCCGGUGCUUCAAUGGCUACUUCUUUUGCUUCCGUCACUGGUACAAGCUUGAUGAUUGGAAUGGGAAGUGCUUUAGACACAUUCUGUGGACAAUCAUAUGGCGCAAAACAAUAUCAUAUGCUCGGAAUCCAUAUGCAGAGAGCGAUGAUUGUUCUUUUAUCAGUGAGCAUUCCUCUUGCUUUCAUUUGGGCAAAUGCAGGAUCCUUGCUUGCUUUCCUAGGACAAGAUCCUGAAAUCUCAGCAGAAGCUGGACUCUAUGCUCGAUUCAUGAUUCCUAGUCUUUUUGCAAACGCAUUACUUCAAUGCCAUGUUCGAUUUCUUCAAUCUCAAAACAAUGUCGUUCCGAUGAUGUUAAGCACUGGGAUUACAACGCUUGUUCAUGUUCUUGUUUGCUGGAUUAUGGUGUUUAAAUCUGGGCUCGGAAGUCGAGGUGCAGCAUUGGCGAAUGCUGUUUCUCUUUGGAUUAAUGUUUUGUUGUUGGCGAUUUAUGUUCGGGUUUCUCCUUCGUGUAAAAAGACUUGGACUGGUUUCUCGAAAGAAGCUUUCUGUAACAUUCCGACAUUUUUGAAACUUGCUGUUCCUUCUGCAAUUAUGGUCUGUUUGGAGAUAUGGUCGUUUGAGAUGAUGGUGUUGUUAUCUGGUCUUCUUCCAAAUCCUCAACUAGAAACCUCGGUUCUUUCUAUCAGCUUGAAUACGUGUUCAAUGAUUUACAUGAUUCCUCUUGGUCUAAGUAGCGCCACAAGUGUAAGGGUUUCAAAUGAAUUAGGUGCAGGGAGGGCACAAGCAGCACGUUUAGCGAUACGUGUUGCAAUGGUUGCGGUAGUGACCGAAGGGGUUUUGGGUUCAAUGGUCUUGAUUUUUGGGAGAAAACUAUGGGGGUAUUGUUAUAGUAAUGAAGAAGAGGUGGUGACUUAUAUUGCACAAAUGAUGUUGCUUAUUGCCGGAUCUCAUUUCAUUGAUGGCAUCCAAUCCGUACUUUCAGGGGCGGUUAGAGGGAGUGGUCGACAAAAAGUUGGUGCAAUUGUGAACUUAGGAGCGUAUUAUCUAAUCGGGAUUCCUUUAGCGAUCUUGUUUGCUUUUGUACUUCAUAUGGGAGGAAAGGGAUUAUGGUACGGAAUUAUUGCGGCAUUAUUUGCUCAAGCGUUCUUUCUUUAUGUUUUGACAUUAUGCACAAACUGGGAAAAGGAAGCAAAGAAGGCCAAUCAAAGAGUGUAUGAGUCUAUGGUCCAUGAUGAAGUAUCAUAGCGAAGGUAAAUAACGAAGAAAUAGUCUUCAAUUUGAAAACAAACAUCGACCAUCAUGGAUGAUUAACAUAUGACUAUGAUUACUUUAUAAUUUGUUCUUUUGUGGUUAUAGUAUUUUUAUGUUUCUUUUUCGUGAUUUUUUUGUCGAGUUUGAAUGUUUUCUUGUAUUUUAUAAUACAACGAUACAUGUAGUGUGAAAGUUGGCUAUCCUAAUACGUUUUGGGUUGGUUAAAUUCUUAGAUUUGAAUGGAUUUGGAAUUAAAAUUCGGUAUAAUCCAUGUCCGGAACAAAAAAAAUAUAUAUAAGGAU
Messenger RNA from Lactuca virosa, 2084 nucleotides. Lineage: Eukaryota; Viridiplantae; Streptophyta; Magnoliopsida; Asterales; Asteraceae. The record is from the annotation of a GenBank genome assembly.